AUGGACUCCUCUACCGAAAGCCGGUCUACGGCUCUUAUUCGCAAACGGGUAGACACUGAGUUGAUGCCACCACCCCCGCCGGCGAAACGCAUCAAGCGACCGAAACGCGUGCUCGACGAAGACACCUACACCGACGCCCUCUCGCACAUCAUCGCCCGCGACUUCUUUCCCGGUCUCCUCGAAAGCGAAACACAACAAGAGUAUCUCGACGCGUUAGAGUCUAGAGAUGAAGAUUGGAUUAACAGCGCCAGCCGCCGGCUCCGACAAGUCAUGACUCCCGGUCGACGACGAAGGCUUGCCACGCCACUCCGCCAGGCAACGGCAGCAGGAGGCCACACCCCGCUCAACUUCGUCGGCGACACACCCGCGUCGGUGGUUUCCACAACUACCACCGCCACGUCAGCCCAGAAGCAACCCGCGAUAGACACCAGCGUCUCUCUCGCCAUGUUCCAAUCGAAAUACACCUCCGAAGACAACGAAUCCUUCUACAAACUCCUCGACAGGCAGAACCAAAAACGCGUCGAGAAAUACGCCUGGCUUUGGACGGGGAACAAACUCCCAUCCAAACAACAGCUCAAGCAAAAAGAAGUCGAAGCCAAACUCCUCGCCGAACGCGGCGGCGGCGCCCUCCGAGACGACGGCUUCGCCCGCGACAGACUGGCCAUCCUCGACAAAGACGCCGCGGACCGGCCGGCCGCGCCGGAUCAUUGGAACAAAGCGAGGCCGGACAACGAGCUGAUGUUUAUACCGGACGGCGUGGACGACGGCCGGCUGCAGACCGUGGCGGAGCGGGCGCAGGCCGAGAGCAGGGCGGCACCGAAGCGCAUCGUGUACGAGAACACGCGGGUGCCGCAGCCCGCGGCGGCGAGGGAGGCGUCCGGGGAGGGCGAGCGUUCGUCGAGGGCCGGCUCGCCUUCGCUGUCGGAGAUUCGCAACGCGAUCGCGGGCAACAGGAGGGCGUGCGAUGCCGAGACGAGCGUUACGGGUGGCGCCGGGGAGACGCCGCGGGUGAAUGGGUAUGCGUUCGUGGAUGACGAGGAGCCGGAGCCGGAGCCGGCGCGGCGCGGGAGGGAGAAGGCGCCGGUAAUCGAUCUUGGUCCGGGGGACGCCACGCCGAAUCCGUUCCAGUUUCAGGAGCAGAGGAAGCGGGAGGCGCUGCAUCACCGGAUGGUGGACAAGAUCUCACAGUCGAAGCGGACGUCGGCGAGGCUGGGGUUUACGGGGAACGUGCAGCGCACGCCGGUGCCGAAAUUUCCGAGCAGCCCGAGGGUGUCGGCCGGGGAUCUCACGCCGGCGGCGCAGAGGUUAUGGGGGAGGAUUGGCGGGUCCGAGAGAAGGGGCGCCGAGUCACCAAAGCGGGUGAAGGAUCCGCUCAACCUCACUCUGAACCCCCACCACUGUCAGCCCUAUCGCGUCCCGUCAGUUCGGCAAGGCAAAAGAGUGAGGAAAGGAAGGUUCAGCAUGCGCCUCGCCGACCUGCUCGUCGACCUCGCCGCCGUCGCGAGCGCGUCGCGCGCUGUAGCCAGCAAGCAUGUCGCGCUGCGGGCGAGGCAGGUCGAGCGGUACAGUCGGGAGUCCAGUGUGGUUGGGAGUGUGCUGAGGGGGCAGAAGCAGCAGCAGCAACAGCAGCAGCAGCCGGAGGAGCGGGAGCAACCGCGGGAGCAGCAACCACAGGAGCAACCGCAGGAUCAGGGGCAGGGACAGCCAGCGCAGGAGACACGGCAACAGACACGAACACGAAAUGCACAGCCGGAGGAGCACGAAGCGCGGCCACAGAGGGGAGCCGAGGAGGGAGUAGGGGGUGCUCAAGGGGCGAGGGGCCAGGAGGGGAAACCCGGGUUGACGGUCGAUGAGACGCCUAUUGCGACGCCGGUCGAGGGGCCGGGAGCGGGAGCGAGAGGAACAGAGCCAGCACAGCCGGCGGGCGCGGCGGGAUCCGAGUUCAAGCCCGCUCCGUGGGCCGAUGGCGGGAUCGCGGCGCUGAAGCAAGGGUUUGUCCCUCCGAGGCGGUCUCCCCAAUCAUUGAGGAAGCCGGUUAUGGGCAUCCCCGGGGUGGACUUGAGUCUUUUCCGGACGAAAGGAGGGUCACAUGUUUUGGAUGCGUUGAAAGAGAUGGAGGAGAAAGAGGGAGGAAACGAGCGGUUAGCUACCUCGGAAGGCGAACGGAGGGAACCAGCCAGGGAGGACUCAACUAGGGAUGCCGAGGUAUUAAAAGCUAACGAAAGGGAGGCGGAGACAGCAGUUAUGCCUGAAACCCCGAAGUUGCAUCCGGCCUCGUUAGUGCCCGAGGAAGGUGGAGAGAAAGUUCCGACAAUCGAAGAGGUCUUGGAGGAGGAGAGUGGAAAGACCCCUGCGGCACAACCCGAGCCCGAAACCCAGGCCCCUUUAAAGAGUGGAAGAGAGGUGACAGAAGCGGAGGGUACCGAAACCCCUAUACAGCAGACCAAACGCGAGGAAUCCGCCGUUCCCAGCCCGGAGGCUAUUGAAGGAAAGCCAUUGUCACAAGAAGAUGCGAGCAUAGUGGCCGAGUUGACAAAUCCAACACCCAUCGCAUCCGCAACCCCCAGCUACCAACUUCGAGAGUCCGCCGUCCCAUCCUCGCGAAUCGGCCGGCUCUGGAAUUACGGCGGCCUCGCAGCCGGCAUGUUCGCGGGCGCGAUCGGGGAAGGCCUCAGCCGGGCGGUAGGCGGCGGCGGUUCAGGCUCGAUGAUGCUCAGCGCGGCCAACAUGGAGCGGCUCGUGGCCAAGCUCUCGCGGAUGCGCGGCGCUGCUCUCAAGCUCGGCCAGAUGAUGAGCUUCCAGGACGCCAAGAUGCUCCCGGCCCCUCUCCAGGAGGUCCUGCAGCGCGUCCAGGACCGCGCCGACUACAUGCCGGGCUGGCAGCGAGACCGCGUCCUGACGGCCAACCUCGGCGAGAACUGGCGCGACCUCUUCGACGAGUUCGAGGACAAGCCCAUCGCCGCCGCCUCCAUCGGCCAAGUCCACCGCGCCACCCUCAAAUCCAACGGCACCCGCGUCGCCGUCAAGAUCCAGUUCCCCGGCGUCGCCGACUCCAUCAACUCAGACCUCGACAACCUCGCCGUCCUCCUCGCCGCCACCAAGCUCCUCCCCAAAGGCCUCUACCUCAACAAGACCAUCGACAACGCCCGCACCGAGCUCGGAUGGGAAUGCGACUACACGCGCGAAGCCGAGUGCGCAGAGCGCUACCGGGAGCUCCUCACGACAGCCACGGCAACCUCGGCCUCGGAGGAAGCCGUCUUCUCGGUGCCGCGCGUCUACCGCGAGGCCAGCGGCAAGCAGGUGCUCACGAUGGAGUUCAUGGACGGCACGGCGGUGACGCGGAUCGGGUCCUUCACGCAGGCGCAGCGCGACCGCAUCGGCACGCAGCUGCUCCGCCUCUGCCUGCGCGAGAUCACCGAGUUCCGCUUCAUGCAGACGGACCCCAACUGGACCAACUUCCUGUACAACGCCGCGACCGACCGCCUGGAGCUGCUCGACUUUGGCGCGUCGCGCGAGUUCCCGGCGCGCUUCAUCGCCCAGUACGUGGCGCUGCUGGAGGCGGCGUCGCGCGCGGACCGCGACGGCGUGCGCGAGCUGAGCGAGCGUCUGGGGUACCUGACGGGCCACGAGAGCAAGGCGAUGCUGGAUGCUCAUGUCACCAGCGUCGUCACCCUCGCCGAGCCCUUCCUGCGCUCCGCCCCGGAGCUGUACGACUUCCGCGACCAGACUAUUACGGAGCGCGUCAAGGCCCAGAUCCCCGUCAUGGUCCACGAGCGCCUGGCGCCCCCGCCCGAGGAGACGUAUAGUCUGCAUCGGAAGCUUAGUGGUGCGUUUUUGUUGUGUGCGAGGUUGGGGAGCAGGGUGAGGUGUAGGGAGUUAUUUGAGGAGGCGCUGGCGAAGUCGGGGUUCACGAGGGAGUAA
This is a messenger RNA of Chaetomium fimeti, 3921 nucleotides long. Its product is annotated as nuclear protein Es2-domain-containing protein. The transcript has 3 exons. The coding region runs from base 1 to 3921 and encodes 1306 amino acids. Gene Ontology annotation, biological process: ubiquinone biosynthetic process. NCBI's taxonomy places the organism in Eukaryota, Fungi, Ascomycota, Sordariomycetes, Sordariales, Chaetomiaceae. The record is from RefSeq and is a predicted model, not a curated record.